Hyla sarda is the source of this 4502-nucleotide messenger RNA. RefSeq names its product transient receptor potential cation channel subfamily C member 4 (gene TRPC4). Gene Ontology annotation, biological process: manganese ion transport; regulation of cytosolic calcium ion concentration; calcium ion transmembrane transport. The coding region runs from base 816 to 3707 and encodes 963 amino acids. Lineage: Eukaryota; Metazoa; Chordata; Amphibia; Anura; Hylidae. The transcript has 12 exons. Gene Ontology annotation, cellular component: membrane; cation channel complex. The record is from RefSeq and is a predicted model, not a curated record. Gene Ontology annotation, molecular function: protein binding; inositol 1,4,5 trisphosphate binding; store-operated calcium channel activity.
GUGACAGAAAGGAAGAAAAAAAAAAACCUACUAGGCAGGCAAAUGAAGCCAGCAAAUCAGUAGCAAGUGAUCAGUGAGCAAUAGGGGAGACGCAAGAAAAGAGCUUUAAGUCAGUGGGAGGAAGGAGAAACUACUCAGAGAGUGGGAGAGAAGGAUAAUCGAAUGGGAAAGCAGGGAGAUCAAAACAGCAUGAAGGGAUACCCUGAGGGAUUUCACCAAAGAGAGGCGGAUACUUUACAGCUGGGAAAGAUGCAGCCUCCAUAUAAGUCAAUGUAGACUAGCAGCAGUCCAGACAAGUGCUAAUCUUCAUGUGCAUGCUCUUUAACUACAGCAAGACACCGAAGCCUGGAGAUGAGGACAUGAUGGCAUCUUUGCAGUCCGCAUGGGAUAUUCUUAUACACUUUUCUAUUGAUUUGAGUUCUUUAUCUCUUCAAAGCUCCUAGAAAUUGAUAAAAAAAAAAAAACAAGACCAUUCAGCCAUAUACUUUGAAAAACAGAUUGUACGAAGAAUAUUCAAUCUUUUACCUUUCUCCGUAAAUCUUUCUCAUUAAGUUUUACCUGAAAAAAAAAUAAUAAUUUGGAGAAUCUGCAAACUUAACUUGUGGAUAUUAGAACAUUGACAUUGCACCAAGGCUAGGAAAACACUGGUAAUAAAAAGUGGAUGACUUAUAGUGUGAGCCAAAGGAAGGGCAGCACACUCGAAUCAAUUGUCCGCAUCUGUGAACACAACUGCAUACAUCCCUUUACCAAGGCGGUGAAAGUGGAAUAAAGAGCAUGGAAAGAAAAGUGUGAGACAGGACAUGAUGGCAUAAAAUAUGGCUCAGUUUUACUACAGAAGUAAAGGUAACAGUUCUCAUUUCCAAGAUCGGAUCCCUCUUCGCAUUGUACGCUCAGAAUCUGAACUCUCCCCCAAUGAGAAAGCUUAUCUGGUUUCAGUGGAGAAAGGCGACUUUGCCAGCGUGAAGCAAGCUCUGGAAGAAGCGGAAAUUUAUUUCAACAUCAAUAUUAACUGCAUUGACCCCUUAGGAAGAACAGCUCUAUUAAUUGCCAUUGAAAAUGAAAACCUUGAACUGAUCGAGCUAUUGCUGAGCUUUAAUGUCUAUGUCGGAGAUGCUUUACUGCACGCCAUAAGGAAAGAAGUGGUUGGAGCAGUUGAGUUACUAUUAAAUCACAAAAAGCCAAGUGGAGAAAAACAGGUCCCGCCAAUACUUUUAGAUAAGCAGUUCUCUGAAUUUACUCCAGACAUCACUCCAAUCAUUUUGGCGGCUCAUACAAACAACUAUCAAAUAAUAAAGCAUCUUGUUCAAAAAGGCGUCUCAAUCCCCAGGCCACACGAGGUCCGCUGUAACUGUGUGGAAUGUGUUUCGGGAUCCGAUGUGGACAGUUUACGACACUCUCGAUCGAGACUUAACAUCUAUAGGGCAUUGGCGAGCCCCUCUUUAAUAUCGCUGUCAAGUGAAGACCCUUUCCUCACGGCAUUCCAACUGAGCUGGGAACUACAGGAAUUGAGUAAAGUAGAAAAUGAGUUUAAGUCUGAGUAUGAGGAGUUAUCCAAGCAAUGUAAACAGUUUGCUAAGGACCUGCUGGAUCAGACGAGAAGCUCGAGAGAAUUGGAAAUUAUUCUCAAUUACAGGGAUGAUGGUAGCAUAUUGGAGGAGCAGAAUGGAAAUGACCUUGCCAGGUUAAAAUUGGCAAUUAAGUAUCACCAGAAAGAGUUUGUUGCUCAACCUAACUGUCAGCAGCUGCUCGCUUCCCGCUGGUAUGAUGAAUUUCCAGGCUGGAGGAGACGACAUUGGGCAGUGAAGAUGGCGACAUGUGUAAUAAUAGGACUACUUUUCCCUGUCUUCUCUGCGUGUUACUUGAUAGCUCCGAAAAGUAACCUCGGACUUUUUAUUAGGAAACCAUUCAUCAAAUUUAUCUGCCACACUGCAUCACAUUUGACUUUCCUGUUCUUCUUAUUACGGGCUUCACAAGAUGGAUACAACAAUAACAGACCGGGCCCUGCACCAGCCCCCAUUGAAUGGAUGAUAUUACCGUGGGUUUUGGGUAUCAUAUGGGCUGAAAUUAAACAGAUGUGGGAUGGAGGAUUUCAGGAUUACAUCCAUGACUGGUGGAACCUAAUGGAUUUUGUGAUGAAUUCAUUAUAUUUGGCCACUAUUUCAUUAAAACUUGUUGCAUAUUUUCAGUACAAUGAUAAAGAAUGUGAACGUAAUGACUGGGACAUGUGGCAUCCGACCUUAGUGGCAGAAGCAUUAUUUGCUAUAGCAAAUAUUUUUAGCUCAUUGAGAUUGAUCUCAUUGUUCACAGCCAAUUCUCACCUGGGUCCUCUACAGAUCUCUUUAGGAAGAAUGCUAUUGGACAUUUUAAAAUUUCUCUUUAUUUACUGUCUUGUGUUACUGGCAUUUGCCAAUGGAUUGAACCAAUUGUAUUUCAACUAUGACACGACUGACGAUAACAAACUGAACUGCACCGGAAUUCGAUGUGAAAAGCAAAACAAUGCCUUCUCCACGUUGUUUGAAACAUUGCAGUCCCUGUUUUGGUCAAUUUUUGGACUCAUCAAUCUUUAUGUUACAAAAGUCCAAGCUAACCACACCUUCACAGAAUUUGUUGGUGCAACUAUGUUUGGAACCUACAAUGUCAUCUCGCUGGUCGUUCUUCUUAACAUGCUUAUUGCCAUGAUGAACAACUCCUACCAGCUCAUUGCUGAUCAUGCAGACAUUGAAUGGAAGUUUGCAAGAACAAAGCUCUGGAUGAGUUACUUUGAAGAAGGAGCGACACUUCCUACUCCCUUUAAUAUCAUUCCAAGUCCAAAAUCUCUGUGGUACCUAUGUAAAUGGGUUCGGAAGCAAAUAUGCAAAAAGUACACAAAAAAAAAGCCUGAAAGUUUUGGGGCAUUAGGGAGAAGAGCUGCAGACAAUCUCAGAAGACACAACCAAUAUCAGGAGGUUAUGAGGAAUCUUGUUAAGAGAUAUGUUGCUGCAAUGAUCAGGGACGCUAAGACUGAAGAAGGGUUAACAGAAGAAAACUUUAAGGAACUAAAGCAAGAUAUUUCCAGCUUCAGGUUUGAAGUCUUGGGAUUGUUAAAGGGAAACAAAUUAAAUCUUCACAACACUAAAAUGAACAAUGUAUCAGAGGAAGGGGAAGAGAAAUCUAAACCCAAGGAGAAGAAAAGUAGAACACAGAAGAGCAACUUCAGCUUUUUUGACAUAACCACGAUGAUUCAUCCUAGAACGGCAGAGAUAACAACCGAUAAGCAUAACAAUGUGAGCAACGGCUCUGCUCUGCUAGCUUCAGAGACUAAGGAAAAGCCGAAGAAAAUUCAAUUUGCCAAAGACAUAAAAAGCUUUGGGCUUUUUCACAGACAUGUAAAAAAUGCUAACAUAGACCAGAGCUCUUCUAAAAUCUACUCAGUUUCCGAGGAAGUCCCAGAGCCAGAAAUAUCUAGUCCGACAGAAAAAACAUUGAAUUCUGUAAAAAGUCAAGAACUUACCUCUGAAUUAAAUGUUAACAAACUGAAUGAACAAUGCAGUCAAGGUAAUAGGGAAACCUUGGAAUGUCUACCAUUAGAGCCUUCUGCCAGUGGCCCCAGUUUAGUAGAGGAGAGUCAUCUAGAUGAUGUCAAAUACAUGCCAAGCAAAGAGCUACAGACAAAGAGCACACAAGAGGAACCCUCCACAGAAGAACAAGAUACCAUAACAAGACUGUGAUAACCAUCUGUACAUACACAUAUUUUAAGUGCAUUUGGAAUGUUUAAUAAUUCCUUACAUGACUGAUUUAAGCAUUGUCACUUUGGGGUAUGAUGACAGUUUAUACAGAUAUGAUCAUCUAUAGGGAUUAGAAUGCCAGUAGGGAUUGUGUGAUUUGCCAAUGAACAGUUUGCUAAUGGAGACUGUCUUGGAAUUUAUGUUUUUUUUUUAAAAUCCAUAGUUACUAUCAGUAUAAAUAUAUAUCCAUAUAAAUACCUUCAUUUGCUAGACUAUGCAAAAUAAUCCUUUUGACCGCAUUGAAGAAAGAUGGUAAAAAAUAUUGUAAGUUAUUUCUUGUAGGCACCUACUGUAGUGUAUUGAUGAAACUGUUCUUUACACGGAAUUAGACUUGAAGCUCAGGGAAUAUUAGAGAACAUGCUUUGUACAGCAUGUUUCAUUGUGUAUUGCACAAUCUAUAUAGGAGCAAAGGGUAUGAUCUAUAAAUAAGGUGGAGCCUCACUUUAUAUACUGUAGUUCUCAUUGUUUUUCUCGGGGAGAAGAAAAUAAUGUGGAGGGUAUUCAAAGACUUUGUAGACCAUCCCUGUUAUUGGAUGGUCCGUAUCUUCAAGAUAAUGUAAUUAUACUAACAUUUGCUUCUUUCCACGAAUUAGAAUGAAAAUGGGGAGUUUAUCUUUUGAAAGGUAGUUGGGACAAAUCCUGCAGAAGACAACUAUUAUAGGAACAAAAGAAUGACUCCUCUUCUUUUCCUCUGUACUAAUUUUGAGAAUUAAAAAUAAAAUGUUUUAUGUUUAGUCA